UUCGAGCAUGUAAGCAUGCUGGUGAUUCUGCUGAACUGUGUGACUCUGGGCAUGUAUCAGCCAUGUGAGGACCUCAAGUGCCAGUCUGAGUGGUGUAUCGUCCUGCAGGCGUUUGAUGACUGCAUCUUCGCCUUCUUCGCUGUGGAGAUGGUCAUCAAAAUGAUCGCCCUAGGGAUUUUUGGAAUAAAUGGUUAUCUUGGCGACACGUGGAACCGCCUGGACUUCUUCAUUGUCAUGGCAGGGAUGAUGGAGUAUUCACUGGACGGUCAUAACGCCAGCCUGUCAGCCAUCCGGACUGUGCGAGUGCUCAGGCCCCUGCGAGCCAUCAACAGAGUGCCCAGUAUGAGGAUACUGGUCACUCUGCUUCUAGAUACUCUGCCUAUGUUAGGCAACGUUCUCCUGCUGUGCUUUUUUGUCUUCUUUAUAUUCGGAAUUGUCGGGGUGCAGCUGUGGGCUGGACUUCUUAGGAAUCGGUGUUUCAUGCCAAGCAAAGUGAGAGACCAAUAUAAUCUGUCGUAUAUGAGUCUGUACUAUGAGAAGGAAGAUGGUGAAGACGACCCCUUCAUCUGCUCCUCCAGUAAGGACAACGGCAUGCUGCGCUGCAGUGCUGUGCCACCCCUUAAAGAUGGUGUUGUGUGCACCUUAAAUGCAUCUUUUCUGGGACAUCUCUACUCUGGCCUGAACGGGACAGGCAACAACAGCUGUGUGAACUGGAACCAGUAUUACAGUGAAUGCAGGCCCGGAGACUUAAACCCGCACAAAGGCGCUGUAAACUUUGAUAAUAUUGGAUAUGCCUGGAUUGCUAUAUUCCAGGUUAUUACAUUGGAAGGAUGGGUGGACAUCAUGUAUUACGUAAUGGAUGCCCACUCCUUUUACAAUUUUAUAUAUUUUAUAUUGCUUAUUAUAGUGGGUUCCUUCUUCAUGAUCAACCUGUGCCUGGUUGUAAUAGCAACCCAGUUCUCAGAAACGAAGCAGCGCGAGAACAUGCUGAUGAAGGAGCAGCGUGCACGAUACCGCUCCAACGACAGCACCCUCGCAAGCUACUCUGAGCCGGGCAGCUGCUACGAGGAGAUGCUCAAGUACGUGAGCCACCUGUACCGCAAGGUGAAACGCCGCCUCUCCCGCAUCUACAACAGCUGGCAGAGCAAGCGGCGAAAGAAAGUGAACCCCAACAGCGGGGCAGGCGGAGGUGCCAAUGGUCACAGUAGGCACAGGGGUUGCGGACACUGGGUGCAGUCCAUCCACAGCCUCAUCCAGCAGCACCAGCGACAGCACUGUCACCUCAGCAAUGGCAGCCCCAGUCCUGUGGCCACUACAGGCUCCAGCGAGGCUCUGGAAAUGAGGUCCAUCACAGCGGGUCAGCAGCUGACCGUGUCCUCUCAGCCAACCGUCAUGCACAAUCUUUCUUCCAGCACUCAGUCAGUGCACAGCAUUUAUCAAGGUGACUUUCGUGAGGCCCCGCAGGAGCGAACACCCACUAAUGUUGGUGUUCCGGCACUCAACCGACUCAACGGGGGGAUGAACUAUCCCACAAUUUUGCCGUCCCUCAUUUGCAACUAUACAGGUGGAGGUUCACAAGGGAAAGAGAGAGGGAAGUCGGAUGUAAAUACAGGACACGAGGCGAUACAGGACUUCGACAAGCUGCACCAGCAAAUUGAAGCACAUAGCCACAGUCGUGUGCUGCUGCAGAUGGCUGGUGUGGUGCCCACUCAAUUACUUCUUGAGGUCAUGAGCUGCCCGUAUUGCGUAAGGGCCCUUGAGAGCAUGGAUCUGGAGAUUGGUGAUUCAGACUACCCUCGAUCAGAAGGGGACGUGGUGUAUGAGUUCUCCUAUGAUUCCGGGUUCAUAACCAGCCGUUCAGCACAUCAUAAAAUGCAGGAGAAACAAAACCGUCUGGUUCAAUUCUGGGAGGACUUCCGGGACCGACUGAUACGUAUAGUGGAUAGCAAAUACUUUAACCGUGGAAUUAUGAUCGCCAUUCUCAUCAACACCUUGAGUAUGGGGAUUGAAUACCAUGAGCAGCCUGAUGAGCUGACCAACAUCCUGGAGAUCAGCAACAUCGUCUUCACUAGCAUGUUUGUCCUCGAAAUGCUCUUCAAACUGCUGGCCUUUGGCCUCUUUGGCUAUAUAAGGAACCCCUAUAACAUCUUUGAUGGGGUUAUUGUUGUCAUAAGUGUAUGGGAGAUCAUCGGUCAUGCGGAUGGUGGUCUCUCGGUGCUCAGGACUUUUCGUCUCCUGAGGGUGCUCAAACUGGUGCGCUUCCUCCCUGCCCUGCGCAGACAGCUGCUAGUCCUGAUGAAGACCAUGGACAACGUGGCAACAUUUUGCAUGCUACUCAUGCUCUUCAUCUUCACAUUCAGCAUACUUGGAAUGCAUCUGUUCGGAUGCAAAUUCAGCCUGAAGAUGGAGAAUGGAGACACUAUUCCGGACAGGAAAAACUUUGAUUCCCUGCUGUGGGCCAUAGUCACUGUGUUUCAGAUUCUGACCCAGGAAGACUGGAACGUGGUCCUCUAUAAUGGAAUGGCUUCCACCAGCCCAUGGGCGGCUCUUUAUUUUGUUGCCCUCAUGACGUUUGGGAAUUAUGUGCUCUUUAAUCUACUGGUGGCCAUUUUAGUGGAAGGGUUUCAGGCAGAGGGAGAUGCUAACAAGUCAGACGGGGAUGAGGAAAAGACAUCAGUGAACUCUGAAGAGAAAAUGGAGCAACUGCAAAGUUCAGACUUGAAGUUCUACUCUCUGAUGUUAUCAGCCAAUGGGCAUGUGGAUCCUCGUGGCACUUUGCCUCCACCAAUCAUCAUGCGCACUGCUGCCACACCCAUGCCCACUCCAAAGAGCUCUCUGGGGCCAGAGUCUGUGUUUGACUUGACCGAGUCCAGACGGGGCAGUGCUGUCUCCAUAGAUCCAAAUGCUUUUGAUCAGAAGUCCCUGUCCAGCCCAAGAAGAUCACCAUGCCACCCCCGUGGCUCGGGUAGUAACUGGGGAAGCCGCAGGUCCUCCUGGAACAGCUUAGGACGGGCGCCAAGUUUGAAAAGGAAGGACACAUCUGGGGAGCGUGAGUCUCUGCUGUCCGGGGAGGGCAGGGGCAGCUUUGAGGAUGACGACAUAGAGGCCGAGAAGCUGACUAACAUCAGCGGAGGCUCCCUGCAGCACCCCAGCUCUCUGGACAUCCCAGAAAUGCCUCAAAUGGGGGAAUACCUCGACUGCAAUGGACGAAGCCAACACAUACUCGCUGACCUGUCUGCCAGUCUCAACAAAGAGGACUCCAUCGCUGAGGAGGACAUGGAUGAUAGCUUCUGUUUCCGUCUCAGGAGGACCCUGGCAGCUUAUAAACCCAAGUGGUGCAAAGAUCAUGAGGAGUGGUCACUUUACCUGUUCUCUCCUCAGAACAAGUUUCGGAUGAUGUGUCAAAUACUCAUUUCUCACAAGAUGUUCGAUUAUGUAGUUUUAGUAUUCAUCUUCCUAAACUGCAUCACUAUUGCUCUGGAAAGACCCAAUAUUCAGCAAUCUGAGCGAGCAUUUCUCAGCAUCUCAAACUAUGUUUUCACUGUGAUAUUUGUUGCUGAAAUGACAGUAAAGGUGGUGGCCCGUGGUUUCUACUCCGGGAACCACAGUUAUCUAAAGAGCACAUGGAAUGUUUUGGAUGGGGUGCUGGUCUUUGUGUCCCUCAUUGACAUUCUGGUCUCUCUGGCCUCCAAUGCUGAAAACCGAAUCUUUGGCAUCCUGAGGGUUCUUCGCCUGCUGCGAACUCUGCGGCCACUGAGAGUAAUUAGUCGUGCUCCUGGUCUGAAGCUGGUAGUAGAAACGUUGAUAACGUCCCUGAGGCCCAUCGGGAACAUUGUGCUGAUCUGCUGUGCUUUCUUUAUUGUUUUCGGCAUUCUUGGAGUUCAGCUCUUCAAAGGAAAGUUUUUCCACUGUGAAGGCGGCGAUACCAGAAACAUCACCAAUAAGUCUGACUGUCUUCAGGCAAACCUCAAAUGGAUUAGAAGAAAGUACAAUUUUGACAACUUGGGACAGGCUCUCAUGUCUCUUUUCGUGCUUUCCUGUAAAGAUGGAUGGGUCAAUAUAAUGUAUGAUGGGUUGGAUGCUGUCGGCGUGGACCAGCAGCCUGAGCGCAACCACAACCCCUGGAUGCUGUUAUAUUUUAUCUCCUUUCUGCUAAUCGUCAGCUUCUUCGUACUAAACAUGUUUGUCGGAGUUGUGGUGGAAAACUUCCACAAGUGUCGUCAAGACCAGGAGGAAGUGGAGGCGCGUCUGCUCGAGCAGAAGAAGCAAAAACUGAUGGCGAAAAAGCGCAGGAGUAAGGAGAAUUGCGGGUCUGAGGCCCUCCGGAGACCAUAUUAUGCGGAUUAUUCUCCAGCCCGGCUUUACAUCCACACACUGUGCACCAACCACUAUCUGGACCUAUUUAUCACCGGCAUCAUCUGCGUCAACGUAGUUACCAUGUCCAUCGAGCAUUUCAAUCAGCCUACUUAUCUUGAUGAGGCACUUAAAUACUGUAACUAUGUAUUUACAAUCAUCUUUAUAAUUGAGGCUCUGCUUAAACUCGUGGCUUUUGGAAUACGGAGAUUCUUCAAAGACAGAUGGAACCAGCUGGAUCUCGCAAUAGUCCUUCUCUCUAUCAUGGGCAUCACUCUGGAGGAGAUUAAGAUGAAUGCAGCGCUGCCGAUCAACCCCACCAUCAUCCGUAUUAUGAGAGUGCUAAGAAUCGCAAGAGUGCUGAAGCUGUUAAAGAUGGCUACAGGCAUGAGAUCCCUACUAGACACUGUAAUGCAAGCUUUACCACAGGUGGGAAAUCUGGGCUUGCUGUUUAUGCUUCUCUUCUUCAUUUAUGCGGCACUUGGCGUGGAGCUUUUUGGGAAACUAGAAUGCUCAGAGAACAAUCCGUGUGAAGGAUUAAGUCCACAUGCCACGUUUGAGAACUUUGGAAUGGCAUUUUUGACACUUUUCCGAGUAUCAACUGGAGACAAUUGGAAUGGGAUAAUGAAGGACACUCUGCGAGAGUGCCUUCCUACAGAGAUGCAAUGCCUCAGCUAUCUGCCCUGGGUCUCUCCAAUCUAUUUUGUCACCUUUGUUCUAAUGGCUCAGUUUGUGCUGGUUAACGUGGUCGUAGCCGUGUUGAUGAAACAUCUGGAGGAGAGCAAUAAAGAAGCUAAAGAGGAUGCAGCAAUGGAUGCGGCGAUCGAGUUGGAAAUUUUGGAAAAUACUCGCUGUCUCAGUACCAUCACAGUCGGUAGCGCUGCGGGACCAGAAGGCAGGGCGACUUAUAUCGGGCCACACCCAGAUUCACCUGAGCAGGAUGAGGGGAUGCAAAGAACACAGGGGAAUUUGCUCUCUCCGCGGAAAAUGUCAGUGUCAAGGAUGCACUCUUUACCCAAUGACAGCUACAUGUUUCGCCCUGUGAGGCCAGCCAGUGCUCCGUAUCCACUAGAAGAAGUGGAGACCUGUCAAGCUUAUCUUGAAUUAGGCUCCAUCACCUCAGUUCACUCCCAGCCAUGCGAAAGUCUUUCCCUGCUCCAGGUCCCUGGUGUUUCUCCCCAUUCCCAGUUCAACUGCCUCCCCAAGAUCCCUCCUCCCAUGCCCUCUCCAACCCACAGCAUAGACAGGAUUUUACGCAGACAGAGGGCAAUUAAAAAUGACUCCAUCGACAUGCAUAGUUUCGACUCCAAAGAAAAUCUGGAAAGACAGAAAGGGAUAACCACAGGCAGCUUCAAGCUGCAUGUUCCUCGAAUCACCGGCCCCGGCGUCUCUCAGGGGUCUCCCUUGCUGCCCCCACGUGGACCCAGUGUCCGCACCUUCCAGCAGCCGCACAGCCAGCACAAUAUCCCUUCUCGACCUCCUAGUCUGGCCAGCAGCAGCAGAAGCACCAGCCCCAGUGGCUCAAUGUUGGACUCCACUGACCCUACCGAUGAGGAGGUGCGCCACAUCAACAGCACAGCCCGCCUGUGGAUCGGGGUUCAUGCAGAAGCACGGAGUCACUCCCUGUCUCCUUAUAGCACCUCAGGGACGCUGCUUCCCAUCCCCGUGAAGAACUGCAGCAGUGCUGCCAACUUAACCAUCAAAGACCCCAAGAAGUGCUUCAGUGUGGACACUGAGGGUUUUCUGGAAAGACCCUUCGCAUCUGAUGACCAUCGCAGGCACUCGAUUGAGAUUUGCUCCUCAGGAGACGAUGGACUGUUUGGUCAAGAACUCUGUGAAAAGAGGCACGUUCCAACGCGUGGAAAGUCUUUGCACAUUCCCCGGAAAACAAAGAUGAGCCCUCCCUGCAUCUCCAUCGAGCCCCCAUUCGAAAAGGAUGUUCCCACCUCUCAUGCGUCCUUGAAAAAGUUGUCGGAUAGCAUGUUACUGCGGAGGAGGACACCAUCCUAUGACCUCGCCCUGCAGCGGGACUCUCUGGACUUGCCGGAGAACCAGCUGUCAACCCAGCCGCUCAUCAAAGUAGAGCGACACCCCUCUCACUGUGCCGAGUAUCUGUCCCUCCCACACCCUGCCCCAAUGAGCGGCCUGGCAGGCAUUCUGUGUGAAAGCACGCAGCCGCCCCCCUUUGAUAGCAGAUAUGAAGAAUCCACAGACUUCGGCUCUGUAAACAGGACAGCUCAAUGAGGGACGCUGGCUGACACUAGCCAGAUUUUACCAUCCGCACUCAAGGGUGCAGCAACUAGUUGAGCAAGGGAUGCCGACCUCUUUCUGUAGCCAAAGUUUUCUUUGUUUCUUCUUCAAAUGUAAUAUCAUCCUAAAAGCCAGCCAGGAAUGGCAACCGAUCCUAGUGCGGAACAGCAUUUGAUCUGACUGUGAUUGGGCAAGGUGUUGAACAUGGGAUAUGCAAUUUCAGGUUUCCAAAUGGAACUCUGGUUCUUAUUUUAGUCCCAGUGCUCAAUCACAUUGAUUUGAGUUCAGGAUGUGUAGUGUUACGUAAUAUCUGUAUCAUAUUUGUCAGUCUUUCCUCUCUUUGUCAUGAGCCUAGCUGAUGUUUUCUGUAAAGACAGAGUAUAAAGAUUAAAAAAAGAAGAAAAAACUAAUAAGAACUGUACAUGUUAUGUACUUAAUUGACUCAUGAGGUGUAAAUAGAGAACAUAUUGUAUUAGUGAAGAAACAAGCUCUAUUCAUAUGCACAUAUUUUUUAUAGAGAUCUCUAAUGUUUUUGCACAUAUCAAUUUGAAUUGUCCUCUGUUGUCUUCUUGUGAAUGUACAUUUUUUUAAAUCAAAUAGCUGUGGGAUCAAUUCUAGUCUGUUUAGGCCUACUGAUAUUGAGAUGAUUUUUAUUUUUCUAUUGGGAGGACUGGGUGUGUCGUGUUAUAUAGAUCCAACGAGAACCAAACUACAAAUAAUCUGUAGCCUGAGUGCAAUACGCUAUAAAUGUUUCUGUAAGUUUUCCCAGUUAGGUUACUCACUUUUUACACAACAAAAUAGCCAGUGACGUGCAUCUCACAUAUACGCAACCCUUUACCAUACUCAGGUUCAUCUCAAAAUGUAAAUUACGAUUUUCGCUACAUUAUAACCCAAUUUAACCGAUGCGAACCUAAUUGAACAUGUUGUGGCUCUUGGCUGUGGCACAAGUUGCAUGUGAAGGACAGAGUAAUUCAAAUGUAAAUGUGACCUUGUUCUGUUUCGUCUGGUGUUCAGACUUUAUAGCCGUCAAAGCAGAAUUUGACAGAGUUUAUAUGAGCAAACGUCUGAUCUAUUUUUUUGAUCUGCUCUGCUUUGAAAUAGCACCACUGGGCUUGUGCCCUUGCGAAACAGAGGAAACUGUUUAAUGAAAGGAACUCAAAGGUAGGUUUAGAUUUUUCUGAAAGUGACGAGUGUGAUUUAUGUAUAGUUAAACUAAGCCAUGAGGUUUUUUGUCAAAUCACAGGUAAACACCUGCAAAUUUAUUGAUAUUACCCAGCAGGCACACAAUAUCAAAAGACGUUAAUAUUAGAUUAGAUUUAGGUGACCAAAAUUCAAUGUCUAGACAGUGUCUAAGUUAUUUUGACAUCAAAUAACGACGUCAAAUAACGUUGAUAUUUGCUUGAUUUUAGAUUGUGUUGGAAAGUGACCAAAAUCCAACAUCUAAUAGAUGUCAUGGUGGUAACGUCCACACAACGUCAAUGUGUUACAUGAUUAAACCUUGACAUUUGGUUGAUUUUAGGUUGUGUUGGAAAGUGACCAAAAUCCAACAUCUGAUAGAUGUCACAGGGGUAACGUCCACACAACGUCAAGGUGUAACAUGAUUAGACAUUGAUAUUUGGUUGAUUUUAGGUUGUGUUGGAAAGUGACAAAAAUCCAAUGUCUGAUAGAUGUCAUAGUGGUAUGGUCCACACAACGUCAAGAUGUAACAUGAUUAGACGUUGAUAUUUGGUUGAUUUUAGGUUGUUUUGCAAAGUGACCAAAAUCCAACGUCUAAUAGAUGUCAUAGUGGUAACGUCAACACAACGUCAAGAUGUAACAUGAUUAGACGUUGAUAUUUGGUUGAUUUUAGGUUGUGUUGGAAAGUGACCAAAAUUUUACGUCUGAUAGAUGUCAUAGUGGUAACAUCCACACAACGUCAAGGUUUGAUUAGACGUUGAUAUUUGGUUGAUUUUAGGUUAGACAUUGGACACUGAUUGGACCCGAUUUUCAUUUCCAUACAAAAUCCAACAUCCCCACAACGUUAAGGUACGUUGGGGCACAACAUCAAUAAGACGUCAUGUUGACAUCCUGUGCCUGCAGGAACACACACACACACACAAAGCUACAUAUCAUAAAAGUAUCACCUGAAAUCUCAAAUUGUUAACACUGCUUUUGUGCUGUGUGAAUUUACUACUUUCCUCCACCUCUGAAUUUCCUCAAAGGAUGGAGAUGGAAAAUCAGUUGCAUGUUACAGAUGGGGAGGUCUAGAAACACAAACAUCUGGAUGUUUUUUGAAGGUUUUGAUAUUUCGAUUUUCAGAUAUUUUCCAUUUGUAGACUUAUCUAAUUGCACUGAGAUGUAAUUACAAGGUAUUCCUCUUUGUAGAACCAACUUCUUGUUGUUCAAUGCAUUUUAUGAUAGUUUUUGUUGACACAAGUGCAGGAGAUUAGUAAGCAAACAUGGACGAUCACCGCUGUGUGCUCUAACAACAUAAUCUGACAUCAAUUUAAUAUUGGACUUUGAGAUUAACGUGUGCAGUGUUUCAUGUAUCUUACGGUACUAGAUACACAUUUUUUUGCGAAAGGAUUGUUGAGAGUUUUUUUUUAUUGCUAUUGAAUAAAUUGUAGAUCUGUAUGGAUGGAGUAUUAUAUGAAUGCUUAAAGUGUUUCAAUCACUUUGAGCAUGUGGACAUUCUUAGCUGUUUUUUUUUAUUAUUAAAUUAUGAGCUUUUGCCAUCAAGCAGCCUAAUGUCCUCAACCCUUCAAUAAAUAAUCAAAACAUUUUCCUCAAGCUUUUAUCACAGUGGUGUUAUUCUCUUCUUUUUUUCCAACGUAGACUUCUUUAUUUAUCACAAACUGUUCGCAAUAAGCUCGUUUUGUUUGUUGAUUUUGUUUUGAUCUGAAAAGCAGAAGUGUUUGGAAAGCUAUACAAUUGUAUUUCUACAUUGUAUUACCUUUUAUUGUGUACUGACCACAACUAAUCUGAGGGAUAUUCUCUGCCGUC
Messenger RNA from Danio aesculapii, 9585 nucleotides. RefSeq names its product calcium channel, voltage-dependent, T type, alpha 1H subunit a (gene cacna1ha). Bases 16 to 6597 code for a protein of 2193 amino acids. The record is from RefSeq and is a predicted model, not a curated record. Gene Ontology annotation, biological process: neuronal action potential; calcium ion import; calcium ion transmembrane transport. Gene Ontology annotation, molecular function: voltage-gated sodium channel activity; low voltage-gated calcium channel activity. Lineage: Eukaryota; Metazoa; Chordata; Actinopteri; Cypriniformes; Danionidae. Gene Ontology annotation, cellular component: voltage-gated calcium channel complex; neuron projection; plasma membrane. The transcript is spliced from 33 exons.